This is a messenger RNA of [Torrubiella] hemipterigena, 2256 nucleotides long. The record is from the annotation of a GenBank genome assembly. NCBI's taxonomy places the organism in Eukaryota, Fungi, Ascomycota, Sordariomycetes, Hypocreales, Clavicipitaceae.
CCCAGAGCGCUCACGCGUAAAGUGGCUAAGACCAAGCGCGGCAGGAGCACAACGACCAUUUGCUGUAGCAAGCCAACGACAUCCCAACGACAGUCGGUCCUCACAACGCAGCAAUGACUGCAUCAUACAGUAACUCGACAGCGGAUGCGAAUCGCGAUGUUACCUGGGAAUGGAUUUACAGCAGCGGGGCGUCACCGCGCGACUCGGACGACUCUGACGACGGCGAAGGCGGCCGCAAACGCCGUAAGGUCGAUACCACAAGCAUCAUUGGCGCCAGACUCGGCUCCUUUGAGUGUAAGAUUGGUGACUGUGUACUCCUCAAGGCAGACGGGUCGAAUGAUUCUUGGGUUGCUAUGAUUUGCGAGUUUGUGGAGGAUGACGACGAAAGCAACGGCGAGAUGGCUGCCAAUUUCAUGUGGUUUUCUAGCGAAAAGGAGAUUCGAAGUAAAGAGAAGAAGCGCAAUGACUUUUACUGGAACGAGCUCUACCUCUCCCCGUCAUGGGACAUUAACCCGUUGGCGUCCAUUAACGGCAAGGCCAGAGUCAUGUCGCUGGACCGGUUCCUAGUCCGCCACCCUUCUGGCAAAAUAUCGAAAAACGCGCCUGAAUUCGGUAAAAGUUUCGUCUGUCGCCGCGGCUGUAACACAAGAACAGCAACCUAUUCGAACGAAUUUGUUUGGGAAGAGGUAUACAACAACGGCGAGGACAUCUUCGCACUGAUGGACUUUAUCGAGCAAGGAACGAAACCAGCAGCCCGAACAACAACACGCUCUACGCGAGCAUCAUCCCCAGCACCAAAAGAUACAGCUUACGUCCCACCUGUCACACCCACCAAAGCGGCGCGAACAUCUGCCAUCACACCACGCAGCAAAGUCCCACGUUCAGCCUCGAAGCGACUCGAGUUCACACCGCUCGCAACCCGCAAACUUGACGACAGCAACGUUAAUGCGUCACCCUUUCAAAUUGCCCGAUCACGCCUACAUGUAUCGUCUGUGCCGUUGAGUCUGCCGUGCCGCGAGGGCGAGUUCUCGCUCGUCUACUCGCAUCUCGAGGCCGCCAUCUCUGAUGGCACAGGAAACUGUAUCUACAUCUCAGGAACACCGGGAACCGGUAAGACAGCCACAGUUCGCGAGGUCGUGUCCCGUCUGGAAGACGCUGUAGGCCAAGAUGAGCUUGACGACUUCAUUUUUGUCGAAAUCAACGGCAUGAAGAUUACGGAUCCGCACCAGUCUUACAGUCUUCUCUGGGAGGCCCUGAAAGGCGAGCGUGCCAGUCCGUCACAAGCUCUUGAGAAUCUUGAGAGCGAGUUCAAGAACCCAAGUCCGCGCCGUACACCAUGUGUCGUGCUCAUGGACGAGCUCGACCAGCUGGUGACCAAGAACCAGACUGUCAUGUACAACUUCUUCAACUGGCCGACGCUUCGACAUUCACGUCUCAUUGUCUUGGCUGUGGCCAACACCAUGGAUCUUCCCGAACGUACGCUUAGCAACAAGAUUAGCUCCCGUCUGGGUCUCACUCGUAUUACUUUUCCGGGAUACACGCACGAGCAGCUCAUGCAGAUUAUUCAGUCCCGUCUAGAGGGUGUCCCUGGCAACAUUGUAGACCCGGAUGCCAUACAGUUUGCAUCGCGAAAAGUCGCAGCGGUUAGUGGUGAUGCCCGACGUGCCCUCGACAUCUGUCGGCGAGCCGUGGAGCUCGCAGAGGCAGACGCCCCGGGUGACUUCGCAUCUCCUACCAAGGGAGCAUCAGGGAAGGGCCGCGUGACGAUUUCCACCAUCAAGCGUGCAAUCAAUGAGGCCACGACAAAUCCUAUUCAGCAGCACCUGCGCAACCUCCCUCUCACAUCCAAGCUCCUCAUGGCUGCACUGCUCGUACGUGUCCGCCGCAGCGGUCUUGUUGAGACCACCUUUGGCGAGACAAUGGACGAGCUUCAGCGUGUCUCGGCAUACGUAUCCCGCGCGCCGAGAGGCAUGGCGCAAGUCCUCGACAAUGGAACCAACAGUGCGACAGGUGGGGGUGGAAGCCAUCAGAGGCACUUUACACGGCCGAGCUACAUCCACACAGCCGCCAUGGAGCUCGUUGCUGCCGGCCUUAUCAAUCUCGAAUCACAUCGUGCUGACCGCUCAAGUAAACUGCGUCUCGCAGUCGCUGAUGACGAAGUCAAGAUGGCGUUGCGAGACGAUGCCGAUCUGAAAGCCAUGGGAGUAGGCGUUUAAAUGGGGGAUACAAAAGUCACGGUCCAACUCAAUAUCACGA